CGACUACGUCACACGGGUGAAUGGGCCAAUAUGGCGGCGAGCGUUAGAAUGUAGCUUCGCAACGGGAUGUUUUAUUUAAACUACUGUUGAUUCAAGAAGAUUGUCUUUUAGUUUCAGAUUUCCUUAAGUCGCUUUCUGGAGCAGCAGGAUGUCCGGAAAACUCAGUAACCCUCUGAAGGCCGGUGACCUGGUGUUCGCCAAGAUGAAAGGCUUUCCUCACUGGCCGGCUCGGGUCUGUAAAUCAGAGAACGGCUACAGGAAGCGAGUCCCAGUCUACUUUUUCGGGACCCAUCAGAUAGGCUCCGUCACGCCGGAGAACGUCGCUCCGUACGUCGGCAACAAGCUGAAGUACGGCAGUGGCGUCCGCAUCAAGGGCUUCGCUGAGGGGAUGUGGGAGAUCCAGAACAAUCCCGGCCUCGGCAGCAAACUCAAGGUUCAACCGAAGACCUGCACUAAAAAAACACCAGCAAAACCAGCUUCUUCUUCUACUACACUCUCAAAAUCAACUCCUGCGUCCUCCAGAAAAACUCCUGCAGCUAAAACCCCUGAUGGAAAACCUAAAGGAGCUUCUGCUCCCACUAAGUCUGAGUGCAACACUAAACCUGCUUCAAGCAGAAGCACCCCGAGUCGAGCUUUGGGUGAGAAAGAAAGUUCAGAGAGAUCCACAAGAACGUCAUUUCGAUCGACUCCAGAUAAAACAACCCAGACCAAACAAGAUCCGGACGCUCCAGAUCGUCCUGCAGUGACAAGAUUCUCUUCCAGAUUGACUCCUGAUCAACCUGUGGAAGCAAAACAAGAUAAAGAAACACUAGACCGUACCACAGCUACCAGGUCCUCUAGACUGGUUCAAUCUGUGGAACCAAAACUAGAUAAAGAAACUCCAGAUCAUGUCGAGGCUUUAAGCUCCUCGUCUAGAUUGUCUCCAGAUGAAAACAUGAACUCUGACCUGCAGAGAGUUCCUGCAGCUGCAGGCGGGUUGUCUAAGUCAGAUCCAGGUGACUUCACACAGUUUACAGAGUCUGCAGAGCGUAGAGAGGUUAGAUUAGAGUUAACCAGGUUAUCUUCCAAUGAAACGGCAGAGCCCAGUCAGCGAGACGACUCUGCAUCCAGGUUAGCUCCAGAGAAACCAGCAGACUCCAAACUGGACAAAGAAACCAGAGAAGCAGGUACCACGUCGUCGAGAUCGGCUCCAGAUAAAACCACAGAGUCCAAACAGGUUACAGAACCAGCAGAGCAGCCGGCUGCUCCUGGAGCCUCAUCCAGGUCAGCUCCAGAGAAACCAACGGGUCCAAAACCGGACCAGGAAGCAGGAGAGGUUGCUGCGGCAACGAGAAGCAGGAGGUCGGCGAGCGGAGGCUCACUGGCAGAACGAUCGACCGAAAAGAAAACUCCAACCAAGACUAAAAGAGAGGUCAGAUCAGGAAGAGCUUCUUCUGCCUCUGAUGGAAAACCUGCAGCAGGAAGGACAGGAAGUAAAAAUCAGGCCCAGAAGGAAACGGCGAGCAGCGGCGAGCAGGAAGCUGCUGGACGUCGAGUUUCCACCCGGAGCAAAGCGACGGAUUUACAGUUCAGUGACAUUCCCGACUUACCGCCUUCCAGGAAGAGGAGAAAAGAUGCAGGAAAGCGACACAACAAGAGGAAGAAGGAGGAGGAGGAGAAAAAGGAGGAGGAGAAAAAGGAGGAGGAGAAACGGAGUCCGAGCAGCGAAGACGGGAUGAAAGAUCAGACUGAGAGUAAAGCGUCGAAAAGAAAGAUGGAGGAGGAGAAAACCAAGAAAGGAAGAAAGAAAGUAAAGAUGACGAGAAGCGAGAAAGACGAGGCAGGAGAGAAAGAAAUGAAGAGAAUAAAGAUGACAAGAGAAGAAAAAUCUGAGGGAGUAAAUAAGAGGAAGGCUGAUGAAGAGGAGAGAAAAGAAGAAAAGAAAACAUCUGAGAAAACAAAUGAAACCCACAAGGAGGGAGCAGAGGAGAUAAACGAGAAGCACGAAGACAAGAGAGAAGAAACGAAGGUCAGGAGGACGGAGAGAGAGAGGGAUUCAUCUGAGGAGACAAAGAGAGGAGAGAAAGACAAAACGGAGGGAAUAAAAACUAAAAAAGUUCAAAAAGAAGAGGAAAAAACUGAAGGAACGAAGACGAAAAGAGCCGAGAAGGAGGAGAAACAUCAAGAAAACCUGGAAACAACGAAGACGAGGAGCGAGCAAGAAAUGGAGAGAACGAUGACCAAGAAAAGCAAGAGAGAAGAGGAGAAAACGGAGAAGAAAACCAGAAAAACUGAGAAAACAGAAGAAAGAGGAGAAGGAAUGAAGGUCAGGAGAACCGAGAAAGAGAGAAAAGAGGAGGAAGAGGAACGAGUGAAGACCAGGAGAGGUGAGAGUAAGGAACAGAAGGACGACAAGAAAACCAAGGAGAGAAGGAAAGGAAAGACAGAAGAGAAGGAUAAACCAGAAACGAGUUUAGAGAAAACGAGAGAAAUGAAGCAGAAGACGACAAAAGAUGGAGAGAAAGAUGUGAGGGAGGAGAGGAGGAGAGAGGAGAAAGAGAAGAAGGUACAGAAGAAAAGAAAACAUGGGGGCAUGGGAGAGGAGGAAGAAAAGAGAGGACUGCAUUCUGCAAGACAAGAGGAGGAGGAGGCGAAGAAGAGGAAGGAUGGAGGGGAGGAGGCGGCAGAGGAGAAGGAGGACGAGAGGCAGGAGCAGCUGGCGGCGCGGAGGGAGAGUUUGAUCGAGUCGCUGAGAGACCUGCUGAAGACGAAGGAGAUGACGAAGAGCUGCCAGGACGGAGGAAAGUCUGCCGACAGGAAGACGCCACCCAAAGGUGGACAGGAGAGACGGAAAGGAGAGAAGAUGGACAGAGGUGGGAAAAUGUCCACCAGAAAGUCAACGACCGAGACGAAAGGAGAGAGACCGUCCAACCAAAGGACGAGUUCAGACAUGAAGACGGACGGACAGAAGGAAGAGAAGAUGAAUGAAGGCACCAGAAGAGACAAGAUGGCCACCAGGAAGAAGACAAGAAAACGAGUGGAGAAGGAUUCAAGGCAAAGUGCAGACAGGAUGGACAGAGGAAUGAGGAAAACCACAGAGGACAAGACUGGUGGGAAGGAGGAAAAGAUGUCUACCAGAGGGUCGGCUGUGGAGGUGAAGAAAGAUGGACAGAAGGUAGAAAAGGACGAGACGAAAGAGCAGACCAAGAGCAAAGAAGACGACGAGACGAAGCAACAGAAAGAUGAGAGGAAGAUAAUCGGAAAGAUUGUUAAAGCCAAUCAGGGAAUGAAGAUCCACGUGAAAACCAUGAUGGGAGGAUUGACCAAAGGAUCUGGAGAGGAGGAGGCGAAGAAGAGGAAAGAGGAGGAUGGGGGGAGGAAGGAGGAGGUGAAAAAGACUUCAGAGAUGGAAAAAGAAGAAAAAACGGAGAAGGCAGCCGAGAAGUCUGAUGCUAAAAACUCAGAGAUGGAGGAGAAAAAAACAAAAAAGGAAGAG
Molecule: messenger RNA, 3475 nt
Organism: Poecilia reticulata (guppy)
Lineage: Eukaryota; Metazoa; Chordata; Actinopteri; Cyprinodontiformes; Poeciliidae
Gene: psip1b
Product: PC4 and SFRS1 interacting protein 1b
Source: RefSeq, a predicted model, not a curated record